Rhododendron vialii is the source of this 1351-nucleotide messenger RNA. RefSeq names its product probable carboxylesterase 18. Gene Ontology annotation, biological process: pollen tube growth. Bases 303 to 1304 code for a protein of 333 amino acids. Lineage: Eukaryota; Viridiplantae; Streptophyta; Magnoliopsida; Ericales; Ericaceae. Gene Ontology annotation, molecular function: carboxylic ester hydrolase activity. The record is from RefSeq and is a predicted model, not a curated record. The transcript has a single exon.
UUUCUUUAACUCAUCAAGUAUCACCUUAGAGAGCACAUCGGUUCUUGAAAGAAGAAGAAGAAGCAAUCUAACCAACUGUUGAGAGAGAGAGAGAGAGAGAGAGAGAGAGAGAGAAGUUAGUCAUUGUUGUGGUGCGCCUACAUUUUCACUUAUAGUUGAUGUGGUGAGUUAUUUUUUGCACAUGAACCAAUAGAACCUAAUAUCAUAGGGUUGGUAGUGUUAUAAAACUACCUCAUAUUACUCCUUUGUACUAAUGGUACAUCACAGCAGAGAGAGAGAGGGAGAGAGGAAGAGAGAGAACAAUGGCUGUUGAGAUGAAAAAAACUCCAGACCUUCCAUGGAGAAUCAGAAUAUUCUUUACCGCUCUUGGCUUUGUCACUGACCGUUGCCGCCGUUCCGAUGGCACUAUGAAUCGUUCCGUGAUGAGCCUGUUCGACUUCAAAUCCCAAGCUGGUUCCACCAAAGGCGUCACCUCCUCCGACAUCACUGUGGACCGUUCUCGCAACCUCUGGUUCCGCAUCUAUACCCCCACCGCAAGUGGCACCACCGUUGCUUCCAAACUCCCUGUGAUAUUUUACUUCCAUGGCGGGGGAUUCAUCCUUUUCGGCCCGAAUUCAAGGCCCUUCGACGAACUCUGCCGCCACCUCGCUGGCAAACUCCCUGCCAUCGUUGUCUCCAUCAACUACCGCCUCGCGCCAGAGCACCGGUAUCCCUGUCAGUUUGAGGAUGGCUUUGACACCCUGAAAUUCAUAGACAGUAAUUCUUCACUUUUACCACCCAACGCUGACCUCAGCCACUGCUUCUUUGCUGGUGAGAGUGCUGGAGCCAACAUUGCCCACCAUGUGACGCUCAAAGCUGCCGUGCACGAUUUCAGGAAGCUUAAAAUCGUUGGACUGAUAGCCAUACAACCCUACUUUGGCGGGGAAGAGCGUACUGAGUCUGAGCGUCGACUCACCCAAGUACCGAUUGUGAACGUAGAGCGAACCGACUGGUCAUGGAAGGCCUUAUUGCCAGAAGGUUGUGACAGAGACCAUGAGGCUGUGAAUGUCUUUGGAGGGCCGAAAUCGAAAGAUAUUUCGAGUUUGAAGUUCCCGGCAACGUUGUUGGUUGUCGGAGGGUUCGACCCGUUGCAAGAUUGGCAGAGGAAAUACCAUAUGGGACUGAAGAAAUCUGGGAAAGAAGUUUACUUAGUGGAGUAUCCGAACGCAAUCCAUGGUUUUUAUCUGUUUCCGGAGUUGCCUGAUUUUACUCCGUUCGUUACAGAGGUUAGACGUUUCAUUCAAAAGCAAUCAGAGUCCAUUUAAAAGAUCUGAUCGACUGACAUUCCAUGCGGAUGUGUGUGUUGUUGGAG